AUGACAUCCAGCAUGGCUAGGAAGAAGGUGAACCUCGCCUAUAUCACUGAUGAUAAGGCAAGAAAGAUUUCAUACAACAAUAGGAAGAAGAAUAUCAUCAAGAAGGUGAGUGAACUCACCACUCUCUGUGGAAUAGAAGCAUGUGCUAUAAUUUCCAACCCAUUUGAUUCCGAACCAGAGAUUUGGCCAAAUUUGGAGGGAGCCAAUAAGGUGGUUGAGAGGUACCAUAAUACACCUGUGAAAAAUCAAAACAUGACUUUGAACCAGGAGAGCUUCAUGACACAAACGACUUCCAAAGCACAGGACAAGCUAAGCAAGGUGAGUCGACAGAAUCGUGAGAAGGAGCUGAGCAUGUCUGUCUUCAACUGUGUGAAAGAUGGAGCCCUUCCAGAAGGCCUGACAGUGACAGAUAUUAAUGAUAUCGGCAUGCAUAUUGAUAAGAUGUUGAAGGAGGUCAAUGAUGAGAUUGCUAAACGCAAUUGA
Lotus japonicus is the source of this 483-nucleotide messenger RNA. RefSeq names its product agamous-like MADS-box protein AGL80. Gene Ontology annotation, molecular function: protein dimerization activity; RNA polymerase II cis-regulatory region sequence-specific DNA binding; DNA-binding transcription factor activity, RNA polymerase II-specific. The record is from RefSeq and is a predicted model, not a curated record. The transcript has 2 exons. Gene Ontology annotation, biological process: positive regulation of transcription by RNA polymerase II. NCBI's taxonomy places the organism in Eukaryota, Viridiplantae, Streptophyta, Magnoliopsida, Fabales, Fabaceae. The coding region runs from base 1 to 483 and encodes 160 amino acids.